Molecule: messenger RNA, 2434 nt
Organism: Thermothielavioides terrestris NRRL 8126
Lineage: Eukaryota; Fungi; Ascomycota; Sordariomycetes; Sordariales; Chaetomiaceae
Exons: 9
Coding region: 1-1431 (476 amino acids)
Cellular component (GO): nucleus; cytoplasm
Molecular function (GO): mRNA binding
Source: RefSeq, a predicted model, not a curated record
AUGCUCUGCCGAUGUGGGCCGUGCUCGAGAUUCGAGGGCGGCAUCGUUCGAUGGGGUCGCUUGCGUGAGAGGUCGCGUUCUCCAAGAAGAGGACGUUCCCGAAGCCCGAAUACUCGUCGGUCAUUCUCGCCUCGUGACCGCUCAGCGAGUCAACGUCGACGAAGAAGUCGGUCUCCCAUGACUGGACAGGGUGCAGCUGCUGGAGGAACAGGUUCAGGAUACAGCGGAGCUCCCCAUAGGUCUUACGAGGAGCGCGCGGCGCACAGAGAACAAGUCAUGAACAACAUUCGCGAAACGUCGCAGCAGGACCGCCGCGUCUACGUCGGCAACCUGUCCUACGACGUCAAAUGGCACCACCUCAAAGACUUCAUGAGACAAGCCGGAGAGGUCCUGUACGCCGACGUGCUGCUUCUUCCUAACGGGAUGUCGAAGGGAUGCGGCAUUGUGGAAUAUGCCACCAGGGAGCAGGCACAGCAAGCCGUCGCGACACUCAGCAACCAGAAUCUAAUGGGCAGGCUGAUCUAUGUUCGAGAGGAUCGCGAGGCUGAGCCUCGGUUCGGCCCCCCAGGUGGUAUUCCCCGCGGCGGAUUUGCUGGCGGCAUGGGCGGACCUUACGGUGCCGGCGGCUUCAAUGCUGGCAUGGCGGGCGGCGGUGUCCGCCAGCUCUACGUCUCGAAUCUGCCCUUCAACGUGGGCUGGCAAGACCUCAAGGACCUCUUUCGACAGGCCGCUCGCGUCGGCGCGGUUAUUCGUGCCGAUGUCCACCUCGGCCCCGAUGGCAGACCUAAGGGUUCUGGCAUUGUCGUGUUUGAGUCGCCCGAAGAUGCGCGCAACGCUAUUCAGCAAUUCAACGGCUAUGACUGGCAGGGCAGACUGCUCGAAGUCCGUGAGGAUCGCUUCGCUGGUCCGGCUAUGGGUGCUGGUGGCUACGGUCGCGGCGGUUUCGCUGGCGGGCGCGGAGCCUUCGGAGGCGGAUAUGGACGCGGCGGGUUUGGCGGAGGCCGCGGCGGGUUCGGCUAUGGCGGUGUCCGUGGUGGUUACGGCGGCGGCGUUUUCGAUGCCAACAGCGCCUCGGUCCCGCCCAAUCCCUUCACCGACCACGCCACUGCGGGUGUCGAGAAGUGCGACACCAUUUAUGUCCGCAACCUCCCUUGGUCGACGAGCAAUGAGGACUUAGUUGAGCUCUUCUCCACCAUCGGCAAAGUCGAGCAAGCCGAGAUCCAAUACGAGCCGAGCGGCCGAUCUCGCGGCACCGGUGUGGUCCGCUUCGACAACGCGGACACGGCGGAAACCGCCAUUGCCAAGUUUCAGGCCUAUCAGUACGGCGGUCGUCCUCUUGGCCUGAGCUACGUCAAGUACCUCACGCCGGGCGGUGGUGACAACAUGGACACCGAUCCCCAUGGCGGCCUCACUCAGGACCAAAUCAUGUGAACAAGCGACAGUUCGCUUUCGACGGGCUUGAGGUAAAAGCAUUUUCGGUCUUCGGCAGCCUCCAAUCAUCAGAUUACGCUGCUCACGCAGUCCGCCUUUCUUUUCUUUUCCGGCACCUGGUCGACUCGGAAUUUCGGCAAUCUCCUUGAACGGGCAUGCCCCAAUGCCCCAGUCUAUUUCUUCUGUUUUCCUUGGGCUCUUCGACAUCCGUUCUGAUUUCCUAUGCCAUUUCCCUUGUUCGGCCCGAGGACACACCGGCCACGUUUUCCAUCAUCCUGGGUCCCAGUUACGUCAACCCCUUGCGCCUUGCGGUUGGGCUUUCUCGAGGAGGAUGUCUACUUUCGGGUUGCGGUAACAGGGGAUCGCCUCGAGGCACACGUCCCAUCUACGGCACCGGCAACUCACGACCGCAAAAGUUCUUUGACGAUGUUUUCGCGCUUUGGGCUCUGCGUUUCAUUUGGCAUCGGCAGAAGGGGGGGAGAUCGGAGGGCUUUUUACCCUAGAAUGUACUGUCGAAUAAGCAUCUGAUUCUCCCGUUGAUGGCGGCGUUCGAUGGAAAGGGCAUCGGGCUGUGGUAGGCGUGUUUGCUGGUAAUGGUCUCGUCUUGCGAGAGCGGGCUGGCCUAAAUGGUUGGCGGGCUUUUGGUGAGUUGCGUGCGGCGAAGCGUAGGGAAGAUUUCGCCCCCGCAGAGCGGGACGGGCGUGCUCGGCCUCGGCGUCUCGGUCUGCCCACGAUGGCUGCUGAUUAUACGGAUACCCGGAUACUCCUGAUGAUACCCCUUACGGUUGGAUGGUGGGCUGUGGGCUCCGUUGUCCAGGCAUGCCGUUGCUGGUAAACGGCGGGCUGCCUCCCGUCUGGAGAGGGUGCUGCCUUGCUUGGCGAUGGCUUCCAUAUGACAGAUGUGUCUGUCGAGGUGCGUUUUUGGUUGGGAGAGGCAUACAUGGGCGACAUCUCGGCCAUCUACUUAAUGUAUUAGAUAGAAUAAUGUAUGACGACGUCGCGU